CCACCAUGUUCGCCACCAUCCGCCCCGCUGCCCUCUCUGGCGUCCGCGCCUUCUCGACCUCGCGCGUCGCCGCCCGCGACAUUGCCAAGAUGACGCUCGUCGGCCGCAUUGGCGCCAACCCCGAGCUGCGCGACGGCAAGAACGGCCAGCAGUACCUCACCUACAAGGUCGCCACCACCGACAAGGGCCGCGCGCCGAAGGAGGGCGAGGAGUACCAGAAGCCGCCCACGUCGUGGCACACCAUCUUUGCGCACGGCCAGGCCGCCGAGCGCCUCCAGUUCCUCGAGAAGGGCAUGCAGGUGUACGUCGAGGCCGACUUCUCGGUCAAGAACGUCCGCGACGAGACGACGGGCCAGUACAACACCCAGGUCCUCGCCACGCACGACCGCCUCGUCGUCCUCAAGAAGCCGUCGCCCCGCGAGGAGACCGCCGAGGAGCAGCAGCAGUAAAGCCUCUGGCCCUCUCUGCCUUCGUCUCGAGCCGCAUCCCCCGUCGUUUCUUCGCCUUUCUCUCGCGCCCCCCUUUGCGUUGCUCCGGCGACCACAUCCACCUUUUCCCCUCUCUCGCUUUGCAGCUAGAGCAGUCACCACUCCCCUCCCGUCGCACUCUCUGUCCCCUCGUCUUGGCCCGGUCGCGCGCGGCGGUUGUACUUUGUCGGAACCUUAGCCCGGUCCCCUCUUUUGCAGUAGCAGUUCUCUGUCGAACUCGCUGCACGAAUGCAACCCUCUCCACUCUGUC
This is a messenger RNA of Rhodotorula graminis WP1, 738 nucleotides long. RefSeq lists its product as uncharacterized. Lineage: Eukaryota; Fungi; Basidiomycota; Microbotryomycetes; Sporidiobolales; Sporidiobolaceae. Gene Ontology annotation, molecular function: single-stranded DNA binding. The record is from RefSeq and is a predicted model, not a curated record. Gene Ontology annotation, cellular component: mitochondrial nucleoid. Gene Ontology annotation, biological process: positive regulation of helicase activity; mitochondrial DNA replication. Bases 6 to 449 code for a protein of 147 amino acids. The transcript is spliced from 5 exons.